Cololabis saira (Pacific saury) is the source of this 1181-nucleotide messenger RNA. RefSeq names its product ubiquitin like 4A (gene ubl4a). Gene Ontology annotation, molecular function: protein binding. Gene Ontology annotation, biological process: post-translational protein targeting to endoplasmic reticulum membrane. The transcript has 4 exons. The record is from RefSeq and is a predicted model, not a curated record. The coding region runs from base 130 to 597 and encodes 155 amino acids. NCBI's taxonomy places the organism in Eukaryota, Metazoa, Chordata, Actinopteri, Beloniformes, Belonidae.
GGAGAAGAAGAUGGGCUGCUGACAACAAGGGAAGGAGCAGUGUGGUUAUCACGAACUAUCAAAUAAAUACUUCUUGGCUAUUUUAUUCAUCAUUUCAUCGACUUGUCGGGUUUUUCGGGGUAUUUUAAAAUGAUCAUUACCGUAAAGCCACUUCAAGGAAAGGAGUGCAGCGUCCAGGUGACCGAAGAUGAAAAAGUCUCCACAGUGAAGGAACUUGUGUCUGAACAGCUGAACAUACCAGCAAAUCAGCAGCGGUUACUCUACAAAGGGAAGGCGCUUGCAGAUGAACACAAACUGAGUGAUUACGCCAUUGGACCAGAGGCUAAACUGAAUCUAGUUAUUCGUCCUGUUGGCGAAAGGACUGUGGCUUCAGGGGCGGCUGGCUGCAGUAGAAACUUUCAUGGAGGAGUGUGGCAGACUGUGUCUACUAUACUCGCCAGACACUUCAGUCCAGCCGAUGCAGCAAAAGUACAUGAACAGCUUAUAAAGGACUAUGAACGGUCACUACGCCAGCUUAGCCUAGAUGACAUUGAGCGGUUGGCGGGGAGAUUGCUUCACCCAGAUGGCGAGGGCAUAGACACCUCAUACAUGGACUAAGACUGUAUUGCAUAACUUAAACCUACUUUUUAUGAAAAGGUUUUUUUUUGUGUGUGUUUCUUUUUUUUUUUUUUACUUUGUUCCUAAGAGAGGCACUCAGUGCUUGAAGAUGGUGUUUAGAGGCCAUGCAAAAUACAAUAUGAGCUUUCAGCUGCACACAUUAUUCCCUGUUGUGUGUCUGAUCAGUGGCUGAGUGAACAUGGAUAACCGACUGUUUGGUUACCUCAGCUGCAGGGCUUUCUCCUCCAUAUACAAUGGACUCAGAUAAGAAAACAUGGCCACUUGGCUUGUGCGUUGAUGGUUCAGUGAUGACUCAAGGCUAAGUCAUACAGUAUCUGAAUACAAAGGAAUCCAUUUAUGCUGUUCUCUCUUGAUCUCUGGCUGCUAAAAAAUCCCAGGGGACACUAACUUCUUCUGGAGAGUAUUUAUGAUUAAUGUCUGUGUUGAAUGAUGACUGGGUAUGUUCUGUUAAGCAUCUGUGAGAAAGUAAAACAUGUUUUAUUCAGUAACUUACUAAAGGCCAUUGUAUGAUUUGUAAAUAUGUUUAUAUUUACAGACAUUAAAACCCAGAAAAAUAAAAUAAA